Molecule: messenger RNA, 1702 nt
Organism: Tribolium castaneum (red flour beetle)
Lineage: Eukaryota; Metazoa; Arthropoda; Insecta; Coleoptera; Tenebrionidae
Exons: 5
Coding region: 140-1681 (513 amino acids)
Cellular component (GO): nucleus
Source: RefSeq, a predicted model, not a curated record
GUCUUCACUGACAUAAAUAACUGUCACUGUCACUUUGACAAAUACUUUCUAGUAAACAAAUUGGGACUAAAGGGCCUUUAAAAAACCUUAUUUAUAGAGAAUUUUCCAUAAAUACGAACUAAAUCACAUAAUUAACAAAAUGAGUACGUAUGAAAUAAGUAAAUCAUCGCUCCUCAGCUUGAAAGCGGAGAUUUUGCGAAAACAGCAAGAACUCGCGAAAGCCAAGGUUGAGAAUGAGGUCAAAAUCAGGCAAAUUAAAAAGAACACUCCUCUUGACCUAAAGAACAAAGGCAUUGAGCAGAGACAGGCCCAAGAUCUUAGUGAGGAGGACCAAAAUUUGCUGAAAAAGUCCAGAGAGGCCCUGGAGGCAAAAACUCGACUUUACGACAAACUCUCAAAAGGUGCUUCACGACUUACAGACGACGAAAUAGAAUAUUGUCGCCGAUAUUUGGUGAAGUUUGACAAGAAGGCACGCGUUUCUCAGCAUUAUCAGGAGGAGGAGGAGGAAGACGACCCUAUUUCUGAUCAUUAUGACCCCCCAAAGAAUCCAGACGAAGAAUGGGUGGAGUACGUGGAUUGUUUGGGGCGAACGCGGACGUGCCUCCGCAAAGACUUGGAUUAUUUAAAAUCGAAAGACAAAGACUUGAAAUUGAUAGUUGAAAAGCGCCGAAAUCGUGACAAAAGCAGAAGCAGAAGUCGCAGCAGAAGUAGGACUAGAUAUCGGAGUAGAAGCAGAAGUAGAAGUAGGCCCAGAGAACGUUCACCGUCCCCUGAAAAGGGCGACAAAUCACCAGAACUCACUGAAGAAAAUGAACUGCUUUCUUCCGACAUGCGGCGCGAGAUUUUGCGCCGACAGUGGGAAAAAGAAGAGGAAGAAAUCAGGAACAAGUCAGAUGUGCACUACCAAGAUCUUCUCUUCAACGAGGCUCGCACGCAUGGUGUUGGUUACUACGGCUUUUCCAAGGACGAAGAAACUCGAGCCAAGCAACAGGAAGCUUUGAAGAAGCUCAGAGAAGAAACGCGAGAAAAGCAGAAGAAAUCUGAGAAUUUGCGCGCGAUGAGAGAGAAACAAAUCGCAGCGCGAGUCAGAGCUGCGAUGAACAGAAAACGACAGAGGAUGGGUUUGCCGCCUUUGGAAGACGAACCUGAGCCACCCCCAACCCCUGUUGAAGAAACCCCACAAAAAGUGGACGAAGAAACGAGCGAAAAAGAGAAGAAACUUGAGGAGAAACGAAAGAAACACGUCAGACCAUGGGAUUUGGGGAAAGAAGGGGUGAAGGAACAUUACGAGUACAGUCAAGAGGAAUGGGUUGAUAAAAAACGGAAAGAGCGUCCAAGUGAAUUCGCGCCCCCGAAAGAGUAUAGAAAGGAGCGCAAAAAAGAGAAGAGAUAUGACAGUGAUGAGGAAACUUCCAAAUUCGAGAUGAGACAAACGACCAAGAAAUCUAAACCAGUCCCCAUUGUGAACGAGUUAAGUGAUGACGAAAGUGAGACUUGUGGUAGGGGCAAGGGGGCCGAAGUGGCCCCACCGUCGAGUUACAACGACCCGAGAAGGGGGCGUAAACGUCCGGAAGCCCCCAACGUGAGUGAGUCGAUUGAAGCCGGCUUGAAAUUUCUACGAGAACAGAUGGAAAAGAAGCAAACUAGUAGUCGCAGAUCUGAGGAUAUUUUCCUUUCGUGAAAUAAAACUACUUGUUUGUAA